This is a messenger RNA of Dinoponera quadriceps, 3140 nucleotides long. RefSeq lists its product as uncharacterized. Lineage: Eukaryota; Metazoa; Arthropoda; Insecta; Hymenoptera; Formicidae. The record is from RefSeq and is a predicted model, not a curated record. Bases 905 to 2896 code for a protein of 663 amino acids. The transcript is spliced from 3 exons.
AUGUCUCGAACACGAAAAAUAUCUGAUUGUUUUUAUAUUUAGUUAAAGCGUCACUUGAAUGGGAUAAAUAAUAAUAAUAACAAUAAUAAAGAUAUGCGCAUUACACACACACAUACUAAUUACUCACGUCUGAUGAGUGAGUGGAGUUGACAACCACAAUAUCAAGCACGCGCGAUCUUCGUUUUCACUUUUCACGAGGGACAAUCGCGUGCCGGCGAAUGUUACUUACGUCGCUUGAAUUGGUCCAUGCUCGCAGCGAUCAACCGAAAUCAAAGGAAUUUGCGAAUUUCGCGACAGUCUCGGGGUACUUCCUAUCAGAUUCGACGAUGCCAGGAUAAGGUAUUCAUGAAAUAAUUGAGGCGACGUUCAUUUCCAUUAUUGAAAACAGCUGAAGAAUGCGGCGCACAUGACUCAUUUGUAAAGCGAUUAAAGUCCGAUCGCGAUCCAGAAAAUACGCUAUUUGUAUACCUGAUGGAACGAAGAGAAAUGAGAGAGAGAGAGAGAGAGAGAGAGGGGGGGGGAAGAGGUGGAAGUUAAUCUCGCGAAAACGGCUUUGUCCGCGAAAUCGUCAUGGGAUGGAGAAUAGAUCCCGAUCGAUUUGAUUUAAAAAUAGAUCCUCCCCCCGUGUCCUCUUGUGUCCUCCCCUCGGAUGGUAAGAAGGAAAUUACGUCCGUCCAGCAGCGCACGGGAGGAAAUUAUCACGCUGGGUUAAUUAAAAUAUACAACUGCGGAGCUCCGCGCAUACACAUGCGGGGAGUGGAUUAUUUUAAUGAGAAACUCCGCCGUCUCGGGCCCCGCCAACACAUUCUCCAUGCGGGUAAUCCCCGAAGACUUUGCAAGGAUUAUUGAUCGAUGAUUGUUAUAAAAGCGAGUCGACGGACUGGAGCAGGCUACUUAGCGCAAUAUGCUCCGACAGAAAGCACUUUUACCGUUCACCUGCCUAGUAGCGUUCGCCGCAGCAGUUCUACCACCCGGUGCACCAUGGACGAACUUCAUACCCAAGUCACCUGUUUACUCACGAGCCCUGGGACCGAUGGGACCAGUCGGAAUGGACACGAUAUCGGUGCCGUACAUGCCGAAGUCGCCGCUCUUCCCGAAAUUCGUUGACCCGAAGGCGAUGAUCUCCAAGAAGACGGACAUGCUGGGCAACCUGUUCGGCGGUUUGGGCCCGGUCAUGUACCCUACAGGCACCAAGCCGAUUCUACCCUACGGCGGGCCGCCCGUGGACAACCUCGGCGCCGCGGACAACAUACUGUUCAGCAAGAAACGCGACACCCUGCAGGCCGGUAUGGGGAAAACGCUCGACGGCGACGGUACCGCGAUGUACAGACGCGGUAUGUUUGGCCCGUUCGCGCCGAAGUUCGGCCCGAUGGGGCCGAAGUUCGGCCCGAUGACGCCGUUCUCGUCGGCCGACACGACGGCCGACUACGCGGCGGCCGGCAAAGACUUCUUCUCCCGCAGGAGGAGAAGCGUGGUGGGAGCACCCGUGAUCCCGGCCGACAAGACGCAAGUCGUCAACCUGGGCUUGGCCGCCCCGUCGUCGUACGCGAAGGGCUUGACCGACGACACGGCUGACGCGACCUCAGCAGCCGGCGACGCGCCGAAGGAAUCCUUCUUGGGGAUGAUCGGAGGACCUUUCGCGGGAGGGCCUUUCGGGGGACCUUUCGGGGGACCUUUUGGCCCGGUGGUGGACCCGACCGUAUUCACGGCGAAGAAAUCGGCGUUCCUCGACACGUUGUUUAAGAGCCUCGCCACCAGCACCGCCGCUCCGCCGACCAGCACCGACGCACCGGUGCCGAAGAGCACGAUCGUGCCACCCAGCUAUUGGCUGCCGUCCUCCAUCAUUCCCGACCCGAGCGAGUACACUUCGAAGGUGUCGGACUUCUUGGACAAGCUGUUCGACAGCAUAAAGCUAAACACGACCGUGAAGGCGACGGGCGACGACGACAGCUUGGAGGCGACGAGCGGCUCUAUGGCGAUGAGAUCGCUGACGUCGGACGACGCUUCCCCUGACAGGGCAGCGAGAGCCUCCGAGGAUCUGUCGGCCAUUGCGGCUGCCAAGGACGCGGUCGUGGACGCGAUCCUGUCGGAGCUCGGCGACCUGAAGAGCGACAUGAUAGCGACCUUGAACGACUUGAUCGCGUACGAGAAGGCCGCCGCCGCCGCCAGCGCGGUGAAGAAACCCUUCAAGCCCUUCGCCGGCAUCUUCCCGCCGAAGCCGACGGUGGACGCGACGCUCCCGUUCCAGCAGAGGAUGACCGUGCUGAGCCAGGUAUUCGACAUGCUGACGGACCUGCAGAGGAACGUCACCGCGGCCACGAACAACGCGAUGACGGCUAACGCGGCCGGUGCGGCGGACAACUCCGAGGAAUCCUCGCCGAAGAGUCCGUUAGCCUCCGGCCCGGUUGGCGCUGGCUCCUUCAACGCCACCCUCUUGGACGCCGUCCUGAAGAAGCUGUCCACCGUCGUGACCCCGGCGCCGUAUACGGCGAGUUACGUGAAGGCCGAUCCCGUUAUAACGAGCAGAGCCUUGGCCAAGGGACCGACGUCCUUCUGGGUGUCCUACCCGGAGAACGGAGCUUCCGCCACCGCGAAGCGACAAGCGGACGACUAUUCGUACUUCGGCGGCAGAAACGACGACAACGACGACCGGAGACAAUUCACGAGAGGUGUAAAGAUGCAGAUGCAUCAGGGAUACCAGAGCCUGCCCGCGGGCUCGGUCGAAUCCGUGCAAGCCGGGGGAGGCUCUACGCCGGGGCAUCAAGGAGGCGGGAUCAAACUGCUGGGGCCUAACGCUUACGGAAACUUAAACGACAAGUGGCUCGACUGGAUGCAGUAUCACAAGAAUGAGUAUCAGGAUCAAGAGAGUCAUAGGCACCAUCAUAACCACCAUUAGGCCACUCAGCCAGCAGGACUAUCCCUCUCUCCCUCUCUCUCUCUCUCUCUCUCUUUCUUUCACUCUCUCGUCGUUAAUAUAUCCUCACAUGAUCUCGACGGGAAAUAUUCUUACAAAAAUGCCAAUUAUUGUUCCAUAUGUGUAAAAGCAAAAGAGUGUGUGUACGAGGACGAUCGUUAUUACUAAUAAAAUAUGCCUGGCAACAAAAAAUGAAGGUAAAGAAAAAGCUGCGCAAGAAUCAUCC